AACUUGGAGGCGGCGGCGGCGGCGGCGGAGGAGGCGGCGGCGGCCGCCGGGCGCUGCAGUGGGACGCGCGCGGCUGCGAGCCUGCGGGACAUGCCCCCCGCGCCGGCUCCUUGCUGGCGGCCAUGAAGAGGCAGAACGUGCGGACUCUGUCCCUCAUCGUCUGCACCUUCACCUACCUGCUGGUGGGCGCCGCCGUCUUCGACGCCCUCGAGUCGGACCACGAGAUGCGCGAGGAGGAAAAACUCAAAGCGGAGGAGGUCCGGAUCAAGGGCAAGUACAACAUAAGCAGCGAGGACUACCGGCAGCUGGAGCUGGUGAUCCUGCAGUCGGAGCCGCACCGCGCUGGCGUCCAGUGGAAAUUCGCCGGCUCCUUCUACUUUGCCAUCACGGUCAUCACCACCAUAGGUUACGGGCACGCUGCUCCGGGCACGGACGCGGGCAAGGCCUUCUGCAUGUUCUACGCGGUGCUGGGCAUCCCGCUGACGCUGGUCAUGUUCCAGAGCCUGGGCGAGCGGAUGAACACGUUCGUGCGCUACCUACUGAAGCGCAUCAAGAGGUGCUGCGGCAUGCGCAACACGGAGGUGUCCAUGGAGAACAUGGUGACCGUGGGCUUCUUCUCCUGCAUGGGGACGCUGUGCAUCGGGGCGGCCGCCUUCUCCCAGUGCGAGGAGUGGAGCUUCUUCCACGCCUACUACUACUGCUUCAUCACGUUGACUACCAUUGGCUUUGGGGACUACGUGGCCCUGCAGACCAAGGGCGCCCUGCAGAGGAAGCCGCUCUACGUGGCCUUUAGCUUUAUGUAUAUCCUGGUGGGGCUGACAGUCAUAGGGGCCUUCCUCAACCUGGUGGUCCUCAGGUUCCUGACCAUGAACAGCGAGGACGAGCGGCGGGACGCCGAGGAGCGGGCGUCCCUCGCCGGCAACCGCAACAGCAUGGCCAUCCACAUCCCCGAGGAGGCGCGGCAGGGCCGGCCCCGGUACAAGGCGGACGCGGCGGACCUGCAGUCCGUGUGCUCCUGCACCUGCUACCGCCCGCAGGAAUACGGUGGCCGCUCGGCGGCACAGCAGAACUCCUUCAGCGCCAAGCUCGCCCCCCAGUACUUCCACCCCAUCUCUUACAAGAUCGAGGAGAUCUCACCAAGCACAUUAAAAAACAGCCUCUUCCCGUCCCCUAUUAGCUCCGUUUCUCCCGGGUUACACAGCUUUACCGACAACCACAGGCUGAUGAGACGGCGGAAGUCCAUCUAGGGUCUGGGGAGGGAAACACAAACAGAAGUCAUUUGUCAUAGCUGACGUUAAGUCUCAUUGGCCCACCUUGUCUUAUUUAUUGAUUAUGGUUAUAUCCUUUAUUGUUAUGAUUACUGUCAUCAUUUUUUCUUUCUCUCCUUCCCUCUUUCUUGGUUUCAUUUCUUCCCCACCUUCCCAGCGAGACAGAGCAGGCCAAAGGGAAAAAAGGAAAGGCCCGUCUUCCUGUGAAACUCGCAUCUGAGCAUGAAGCAUGGAUUUCUUCCUUCUUCCCAGCAAAGUAUGCCUUACAUUUCUCCCCAGCCCGCCCCACCUCUGGGGUGGCUUUCCCAGGACAGGUGUGAGACCCAGACAAGGAGACAGAGCCCAGAGGAUACCUGACCCAAAGUUGCACACGCGGCUGAGAGCCUCGAGUGCCCACCCACAGUGGUGUCUCUGACCCAACUCCUUUCUCUUUUCCUCCCCAAGCAGUGGGUGGCCGAAUGUGUGUGGUCUGAGUCUGUGUGAAUGAGUGCACACGCCAGUGUGCUUCUGAUGUGACAAAAUGGAACGUAUCAGGUAUUCAUCCUUCUUUUCCGUCACACAAUUUUGUUAAUAGCCUGCUUUCGGCCGCUUCCAAACAAAACGGGAAAACAAACAAAACCCACGAGGUUUUUGAUUUAUCAUCUUGCCAAAUCAUGCAUGUUCCACAAGCAAUCUUUAUCCCAGAUACGUCAUGACCACAUUUUUAAAGCGCUAGAUUCUAAAUUAUAUUAACUUCUUUUUAGGGGGUGGGUGGGCAAGCCGACACGGAUCAUUUUAGCUUGCCAGUUCAAAAAUUUUUUAAACAAGCAUGCACUUUGUUAAACUGGUAUGCGUUAUCAACACAAGAAAACAAAACUAGCAAUGGAGUAAUCAAAAGCCAAUAAUAUUAAUUUAUUAGAGACAUUUUUAAUUUUACCACCUCUAGUUCCAACAAUUUUCCAUGUAACUGGCCGUGUUGGGGGAAACUGGAAAAUUGUUGCAACCACAGAGUAUUUUAUUCUCUCUUAUUUGUGUAGCAUCUACUACAUGAAUAAGAAUUACAGUUCAGGAUGCUUGGAUGAGAAUGGGUAUUGGUAAGUGGAUGUGGUUUCUUUUCCUAAUGAAAAACGACAGGGCAUUCCUCAUUUUAAAGAAUAUAUAUACUGUAUUUUAAGAAAGAUUGUCUCUAACUGCAUUUGACUUGUAAAUAAGGGAAUGUUGAUGUUGGUCUCAGGAAGAGUUUGGAGGCGAGGAGCUGAGUCUUGGCCUGCUGGGAACUUGUCAGUCUCAGGGGGUGAUCUUUUUUCUGAAUAAUGGAGAAAUUCCUCCCCACUCUCAAUAGGGGAUGACCCCAAAGGGAAGGCCUGCUAACAUCCUGGGGCGGGGGGGCUAUAGAACAUAGCACAUUGGAGGCCCUUUCCACGACAGGAAUAAAGCAAAGUCUCACCUCCAGAUUCACGGGGGGACCUUCAUUUCCCUCAUCACUGUCUCGGCCAUUUCUAAAAAUCAGCCAUCCUCACUUCCCUUUUUCAAAUUCUUCCAGCUCUUGGACAGCAAUGUGCUUUGGCUGGGCUGCUCAGGAGCAGAUAACCUUUGAUCUAUAAGAGAGAGAGAGGCACUGAGAGGGUGAGUGAUUUGCCAAACGUCAGAGAGCUGGUCUUUGCUAGAACUGAGACAUUAGUCUCAGUCUGGACCCCAAAAGCGUCCAAGGAGCUGACCCCACCACAUUAUGGCACCCUCAUUCAGCCCUCAGAUGAGGGAACCUGCAUCUCUUUCUCCACAGGUAAGUGUGCCAGGCUUUUAGAGUCAGUUAGAGGUACACAGGUUCAACCCUUCACUCAGAACUGGUCCCCUCACCAGUGUACAGUGAUCAUAAAGUGACCUACUUCUGCUUGAAUGCUUCCAGUGACAGGGAGCUCCUCCUUUCGCAGGGAAGUUUAGAAAACAUCCCAUAAUCUCUCUUUCCACAGAGCUGACUCUUCUUUGUAGGAUUAAGGAGGGUAAGAUGAAGUCUUUCCUGUUUGUGGGAUGGCCACCAACUUAAGUGUCUGAAGCAACUUGGAAUUUCUCUUGGUUCCAUAUCCUAGCCCCCCCACCCCCCGCCCUUUGCUACCAGCUCAGCCCCUGAAGGACACGUACCAAGUCUUCUGUUCCAAAGGUAAACAUCCUCGUUUAUGCUCAGAGCGUUCGGGGGUGGAGGGGAACCUCGGUUUGCUUCCCUUGUGAUGUCCUUCUUUUUCUCAGAUGGUCGGGCUCUUCCCUACCACGCUGUCUGGCCCAGGAGUCCUCUAGGUGCAUCCAGUGAGGUGCUCUGAUGGGGGCGCUGAGUCAGGAGUUCUCCAGGGUUCUCGUCUCUUGAUAAAGCAGGCCUGGGGCAUCUCCACCUAGAGCUGGGCCCCCCCCGCCCAUCAGCAUUGGAAUCCUCAAAAGCCAAGGGGAAGCUUAGUCUGAGUCACCUCGCUGAGGUCCCUCAUCUUCAGGAAAGGAAAUCAAGGUCCAGAAAGGCUGGACACGAAUCUGAGGCCCCACAGCCAGAACUUAGGUCUUCCCACUUGUUUAUCCUGCUGCUUCGUCAUUGCUGUCACACCCUCCAAACAGUCCUUGUUGCUGGACUUUGCAGCAUCUCGGACCCAGGUCUCUCUUCCCCCGCCCCCCCCACAGCUGAUGAUUUCUUUCUUUCAGCCCAGGUUUCCCACACCCACUCAGGGAGGGGGAAGAAAUCUCACCAGGUUGUUUGAAUUUGGGCCCCAACUUCCGUUAGAAUGAGCUGAAGAAGAGCCGCGUUCCACCAGCAUCACAGGAGGUUGGCCUGCCACGUGGUCCCUGGUGGGGGUCUAGAAAUCAACAUGCCACAUAGAUACUCAAAGAGAUUCUGGACUCUCACUUGAAUGCUUUCCAACUAGGAGAUCUCAAUCCAUCCCCUCCAUCAGAGACAAAAGGAAGGUAGGCAGUGGUACCAAUUAGCCCAGCAGCUCUGAGUGCCAUGCUUUCUAGAGACCAUCCCAUUUUGAUCUUUAUGACAUCCAUCCUGGGUGGAAGGUGCUGUCAUGCCAUUGGUCUGCUAGAUUCUUUACAUAGGAGUGAACCAACCUGUUUGGCCUUUGAGAUACCCAGUUAGCCCCAGAGCUGGGAUCGGAGCACUUCUUUCCAUCCACGCCACUCUGUUCUGAAACUCAGGCAGCAGCCUCUCAAACACAGCAGGCUGCCUGGUGCUCUAAAUUUAAAUACCGUCUCUGAAGCAUCUGUUGUGCUCCACUGUGCAUCACCAAUUGGGAGGAGGGUACCUGCGCUUUGGAAUGAUCACAGCAGAUCACUUGCAGCCCAGGAAUCCCCACUGGGUCCCUAAUCCUUCCAGCAGAGGAAGCAGAUGGAUGCAGACUGCUGCCCAGGAGGCCUGGCUUUGCAGGUGCUCGUCAAAACCCAUCUGUAGGAAAGGGUGAGUUGACUGCUUAAUCUCGGUGCACCGUCGUUUGGUCUCUGCACACGGGGCCUCGGUUGGGAGAAUAUCUGGAUGGUGACUUGGAAACCUGCAGAUAAGCCCAGGCAGGUCAUUUUUCUCUGCCUCCAGAUCUUCUGAAAGCCUUGAUUCCUAGUGAUUCCUGGUCACUAGCGGUUUGAAGCUGGAGGGAAGAAUGGUUUGGAGGCAUUCGUUGUGCACACUGAGUUUGGAGGGGUAGGUGAGAGAGGUAAAAAUGAUUAAAGAAGGAAAACCACCCAUCGCUGAGGUUUUCGGCCCUAUUUCUUUAUGUAAACUUCUUAAAUAAUAGGCCCUAAUUAGGGUACCCGUUAAGGGCAUCCACAGAGGCGUGGGGUCUGAGGCCUGUGCCGGACUAUGUCCGUUCUCUUGGUGGGACGGGCGGUAUCAUCUGUCCAACACUCCAAUGAAUUGUAUCUUCACCCUGAAAGGGGUGGGAUGUGGGGUCUGUCACAUGCAGGCCUGCUGCCUGGGAGUGGCUGACGUGUGUUUCUUACAGAGUCGUGGUUUGUGUGGGACCCCGGAAGGAUCCCAGGCAAGGAAAGUUUGGCAGGACGGGGACCCGGUUCUCACCUCCAGCUUCACUGGGCUCCUGGAAAUCCGUUCCCCUCCCUGGGCCUCUGUAGCUUCCUCAUCCACACAAUGGGCCAAUUUGGGCUGAAUUUGUGAGCAUUUAGCACAAUAUCAAUCUGACUGGUGAAGACAUUUGGCCUGAUGUUCUGGUCACUGGGCACAUUUGAGGGUUGAGCCACAACAUUGAAAACCCAAAAUCAUUUCGUUUGGCAGCAUCCUGGGAGCUGGGAAGAUGGCAAGUGAGUAGGCAGAGGCAUCAAGAAGGGUGGUCAUCGUGCAAACGAAGGCCCCGUGCGUGCUGGGUUCCCCAAGGCCCUGGGCAUACAUCCAUUUUAUGUGGUUAUUUCUUGAGCACACCUUAGUAGGGGUUGCUGUUUGGGGGGGGGGCGGGGAGGGAAACCUAUUACCAUGAUUCCUCCCUAUCGCCCCAACUUUCUGUUGUGAAAAUUCCAGAUUUACAGAAAACUUCCAUAUCCCUUUCACCCAGACUCACCAGCCUUCAGAACUUUGCCACAUUUGCUUAAACCGCCCCCCACCCCGACAUUCAUACCCAGGGGCAUUUGGAGGAUGAAGUGACGUCUGCAACUUUUAGGUGGUUCGGCCAAAGCGAAAAAUUGUUUCUCUCCCAGGAACAAAAGCCUUCUCUUUGGUAACAGUGCUGUUAUCACCCUUAAGUUUAGCAGUCAUACAGUGAUAUUGUCUAAGACGCAACCCAUAUUCACAUUUCUCACGUCGUCCCAAAAAUGUCUUCCAGGGCCUUUUUGUGAAUCUGAGAGACAAUCCAAGAUUGCAUCCCACAUUGCUUGUCUGCUCACCCCAGACUCCCCCGGUCUAGGAUGUUUUCUCCGUUUUUGUUUGUCAUGACGUUGCCACUUUGUUGUCUGAGCCGGUUCUGUUGUGGGCGGGCCCACGACCUGCCUCUGUUUCCUCAGGUUAAGGAAUUAAAGGUGAUGUUGUUACGAUUAAUGCAUUUGAGAAAUUUGACUCUCUGGAGACCUCUGUGAUAACCUCUUUCGUCGUAGAUAAAUAAGGCAUAUUAAGUGCUGUUCCCCUUUGCCGGAGACACGAACUGAAGCUGUAGGAAAGGUGUCCAGGAGCUCCUGGAUGCUGGGUCUCGUCACCAAAGCCGAGUAAGCCUCUGCUAUUUCUAACUUCUCACAUGGAUCUCUCUUCUCUGCUGGGAGUCAGCAAUCUUUCCCCUAAACACCUGUGGGGAUGAUGCAGCUAUAAAUAGACAUAAAGCACCAAGACAUUCUUUCAUGGGUUGUAAAGGGUAGCAAGUGUAGCCCAGUAGAGUGGUUGGAAGGAUGCCCGUAAGCCAGUGGGGUACUCGGCACCCAGUUCCUUCUCAUCUCUGUUUGAGAUGUGCGUUUGCACUGGCAAGUUCUAUAGCAUGGCCUUCUCAGUUCUGGUAGCAUAGAGCAACCCACUGGCUGAGGCACGGUCCCUUUAAUUUUGAUCAAGAAAAUAUGUCCAUACAGAUUCCCGCCUCUGAGCCUUUGCCCAUUCUGUUCCCGCUACCUGGAAGGUAUCCCUGCCGCUCUCCAGCAAGGAGGUGGAGAUGGGAGCAUACUUUAAAAGCUCCUUCUGACUAUUUGUUCCAUGAGGGACUCAAUGAUGUCCUCCUCUGGGGUCCCCAGUCCUUCUUUCUAUCAUGGACAAAUACACUGGGAAGCAAACCUCCAGUGACCCGGCCAUAGGAGCUAUACGUUCUGGGCAGCGCCCACAGCAGGGCAUAAAGACAAUCAGACUUCCAGCAUCUUGCCUAAAUGGCCACUCGUCACUGUCAUCAAGGCACGUCUUAACUUCACUGCCAGACUUUGUUCCAUCCCUGGGAACCGAUGCACAUCCAUGGGAUGAAAACCAUCACCCCACCGUUGGCGAUUCAGAGGUAUUUGCCUGGCAGAGUUGGGUGGGCCACGUGCAAUAGGGCCACAAGCUGUCCACAGCUGGGCAUUUCCCAUAAAGCAGGUGGUCGGUACAUCUUCAGACGCCAGCGGCACGCUUGUGACAUUUUGCCCUGGAGUGAGUGAGCCCUGUGAUGCGAGUGUCAACAGGAGCCAGGGCAGCACCGUUUUCUCAUGGGAGUACUUCUGGUAGAGGCUGAGCGGUGUGGGGCACACACGGCGAGGGACAGGAUCCCCGGCCUCGGCUCUGCACCUGCCCAGCGCUCGCUCUGGGGCCCUGAGACAGGACAGGGCAGGCUCUUCUUUCUCUGCAGAGCAGCGUGAGGGAAUAAAGCUGCAUGCACACCUGGGACCGGCUUCUGCCGUUCGCAGGCAGGUGGUGGUUUUGCCUCUCUGAGCCUCUGUGUUCCAGCCUUUAAAGUUGGAGGUUUCAGAUAAACCCCACUGCACAGGGUGCCUACAAGAACAGCAUGUGCCAACAUCGGGCGCCUAUUCUGAGCAGAGUGCCGAGCUAGAGUUCUUAACGCCGUUUGCAUUUCUUCUAAAGGCGAGUCCAAGGCUCCUGCAAGCUUACUCCCGGGCACUUGACUAAGUCCAGCUAUGGGAAGAGGUGAUCAGUCUGGUGGAGGAACGCAGGCAGGGCUUCAGGGAGGAAUUGGCUUUUGGUAAUCUUUGAGGAGAGCCCUGAAGGAGCAAGUGGGCACUGUUGCAUGGGCAGAGGCCCAGGCAUGGGAAAGGGCAGGGAGCAGCUAUUUCAGCCAGUGCUCCGUGGCUUCUCUACCACAGAGCCACACCUGAAAGAUGAGUCAGUGAGCUAUCAAGGCCCUUCACAAGCUGGUCACACCUUAAGUCAUCCAGGCUACUCUCCUGCUCAGGAACCUUCCAUGGCUCCCCAGUGCCCACACAUUUUAUUUCAAGGUCCUUCGCUCUAACACCCAGAGCCUGAGCCCUGGGCUCUGAUGGAGGAGCUAUCCAUCCUGAUAUCCCUACUGGGUUCUCCUCUGAUUACAAAAGUCUGAAACUAGAUCCUGGAGCCUCACCCAAUUUGAAUUCUGUGGCGUCCUAUUCUUCAGGUGGACGUUAGGUCUGAUUUGCAUAUGGGAAUAUUUCUGGAUAGGAUCUACUUGGUCUUUCAUUUAAGCAUCCUGGGGGCUUGUUCUGGUGCAGACUUCCAACAGCUUGACAAAAGGUUAGCGUGAAACCACUAAAAGGAAAACGUAUACAUUCUUGGGCUUUCUUGGCGUGAAGAAUUCGCUGUUUGCUGAGACUCUGGGAGCAACAGAUUUUGUGGCUGCCUGUGACCAGGAAUGAGGGGUGGAGAGAGGAGAAGAGGACGCACUUGAGGGCAAGGUAACUUUUUACUUGGGGAGUUUUUAUUCUCCACAUCAUCCCGUUCACUGUUGGAUCCUAACUUCAGCCUCUUGGAGGCUCCAGUCGAGUUGCCUGGGGACCCCUACCAUCCAGAGAGCAGCUCUUGAUCUUGAAGAGGGAGGUCUUGUGAAGGUUAGCUAUAAGCCUCGACCACUACAAACAUAAAACCUCAGCUUUGCCCCUUCCAGCUCCUGAGCGUUGGGGGGUGGAGGCCUCAGGGCCUUCGUAAGCACCCACCCGGGCAACGGCUUUCUUUCCUUCCUCUUUGUAAUCAGGCCAAGUGGCCUUGGGCAAGUCACUUCCUCUCCGACAAAGGAUGGAAUGGCCAGGGGAGAGGCAGACGCUGGUGAAGAUGACAGGAGAUCAGUGUCAUUAUGUUCCAUGCUCUUGGCUGACAUUUCCU
Delphinapterus leucas (beluga whale) is the source of this 8976-nucleotide messenger RNA. Lineage: Eukaryota; Metazoa; Chordata; Mammalia; Artiodactyla; Monodontidae. The record is from RefSeq and is a predicted model, not a curated record.